GUUAGUUUGAGAAUUAUAUUUUUCAUUUCAUUUUAUUCUUUUAUUGAAUUAAGAAUGGAGUACAAAAUUUUACGACUCCAUUGUAAUACAUAUACAAAAGAUUACAUAUAACAUCUUAAUAUGUAUAGUGUGUAAAAUAUAUGUGUGUGUUUACAAAUACUACAUAAAAAAAGUAAACAAUAUAUGCAACGUCCAUUAAAUAAACUGCUGAAAACCAAAAAUAAAAAAAAUAUAUGAAUUGACUUUCUCUAAAUGAAUAAAAAAUUUUUUCAAACACCAGUUGAGUUUUGAGAGCCUUUGAUUUCGGUUUAUUUUUCAUCGUCGCUGUCGCUGUCACUGUCGGUAUAAAGUGUGUCGCAUUCUUUAAAGAAAAUAAAAGAAAGAAAAUGACAUUUUUUUUUUUGUUUUAUUUUAAUUUCUAAUGUGUGCGUGUGUUUAUGACUUUAUUUUUGACGUUUUAUAUUAAUGUUGAAUAAAAAGUUGAAAUUUUUUUGGUAAAAUUACAACAUUAUUGGAAAUGAAUAAAAAUUUAAUUUAAAUGAAAAAAAAAACAAGAAUGUAAUUAAAAAUUUUGAAAAAUAAAUUAAAUAUUUUAUGCAAUUAUUUAAGAAUUUGUCAACGUAAAAAUUGUAAGAGUUCGAAAUAAUUUUGAAGUUAAUAUCAAAAAUUUAUUGUUCAAUACUUUUUUUUUCUUUUUACUUUUAAGGAAUUGAUGCGGCUUCGAUUAAUUUUUUUUUUGAUUAUAUUUUAGCGUUUACCGGGGGUAAAAAAUAUAAUAAAUAAAUAAGUUGCGCAACAUAUUCAACAUAAAAAAAAUAAUAAUUUCAAGUGUGGUGAGAAUAAAGGAGUUUUAUUAAUAUUAAAAAAUAAUUUAUAUGCGACACAAUAUUUUCACUUGAAUAAAUUUAUAAUUUAAAAAUUUAAUAAUUAUAAAUAAAAAAGAAAGAAAUCUGUCGGUACCUGAUGUUCAAUUAUUUGGAUAUUGAAUUUUUGAAAUAUCAACUUGGAUAAAAGACUAUCAGCAGCAGUAUAUAAGUUCUCUAAAGAAAAGAAAAAAAUUUUUUGCUUGAAAUUAUUUGAAUUUUUAUAAUUUUCAUAAAUUGAAAUCAAUUAAUAAAAGUAUAUGAUUACAAAAAUUAGUGCCUCUAAAAAUUUGAAUAAAAAAAUUAAAUACAUAAAAAUCUUAAAAAAGAAGAAUAAGUGCUUAUAGAUUACACCUGAAUUUACGGGAAGAAUUUGGAAAGGUGUUUGAAAAAGUUUAAAUAUAAAUGAUAUAGAAAUUAGUGAAGUACCAUUAUUAAAAAAUGUCCAUUUAAUGAAAUUGAAUUUAUUACACGUUGAAGAUUUUUGAGAAGCUACUGUCUACCAGAAUACAUUAUUACAUAUUUCAGUUACACUCUUUGACUAGGAUUUCAAAGAGUUUAUUUUUUUUUCUUAAAUAUCUAAAGAUAUUUUUCUAUGAAAAAAAAUUAAAGAAAAUUAAAAAAAAAAUUAAUUUGGAAAUUGUAUUUAAGGAAUAUACUACAAUUUUUUUUCUUUACAAUUUUUGGCGUAAAUCAACUGAAUAAUUGCCUUAAUUUUAAAUUCAAUUUGUUUUUUAUUUUUAAAUAAAAAACCAAAUAAAAUUUUUGAAAAAAUAAAAAAAAUAAAAACUGUGAUAUUUGUAAACAAAAAGUCAGUCAUUUUUUUUUUAAUUUUCGUAUUGAAAAACCUAAAAAUAAAGUGCACUUCUUCUUCGAAUUAAGGAAAAAUAAAAUAAAAAUUAUCAAAAAUGAAGUAAAAAAACUACAAAAGAAAAAACAAUUCUUAAUUAUAAAAAUCAAAAAGGAAAAAAUUAUUUGAAUAUUGGUUCAUUUUGGGUUUUAAAAGCAUUAAUUAAAUUUUAUAAAUAAAAAAAUGAUUAAAUUAAAAUCAUUCUUUCGUAGAGGACAAGGUCCUUCAGGAUCUAAAAAUUCUACAAAUCAACAUUUAGAUCCAAAUCAUCACAAUAAUAAACAGCAACAACAAAUUCAUAACUCAACAAAUAAUUUGAAAACGUCUAGUUCAGUAUCAAGUCUUGAUGGAAUCGGUUUAAAAUCUAAUAGUAAAGCAACAAAAUUAAGUCAAAAAUUACACGGAUCAAAUGAUAAAUUACAAUCACAUCAUCAUCAUCAUCAAAAUCAUCAUUUUAAAAGUUCAUCAAAAGAUAAAUUAGAUUCAAGAAACGGUUCCAAAGAACAUAUAGUUGAUAGUUUGGAUGUACAACAACAACAACAACAGCCUCCAGCACCACCAAUUAAAUAUAAAAAGAAACAGCCAACUCAAAUGCCUAUCAUACAACAGAAUGUCAUAGCAAAUAAUAAUUUAUUAGAUCAACGAGAUGUAAUUGGUGAAUAUAAUGAACGUAGUGUUGAUUUAAUAACAAUUGAUCCAAAUAGAGAGGCUACACUGCAACAACAACAAUCAAUGAUGCAGGAAUUACAAAGUCAUUUAGAAAGACUGACUAGAGAAAAGAUGGCUCUUGAAGCAAAAGUUACUGAAUUAUCAGCAUAUCAAAAUGAAGUACAGCUUUUACGAAAUGAAAUUGCAAAAUUACAAAGUAUACAAGAAAAAAAUGAUUUAGAAAUUCAAAAGCUAUCAGAUGAAAAUGAAACUUUGCGAAAUCGAUUGCGAGAUGUUGUUAAUUCGCCAUUAUCAGAUGCUGAGAAACAUCAAAUAAUUCAAGAUUCACAAAGAUUACAUAGUUCAGCGCCAGCGUCAAUUGCCUUACCAAAUAAUCAUGAAGUUGAUGGAACUCCAUGUGUUACUCCAGACUGGGAUAAAAAUUCAUCGAGUAGUGAAAUUUCAGUGGCAUGUCUACAAGAUAAAAUUAUUCAAAUGGAAGAAACACAUUAUUCAACGAAUGAAGAACUUCAGGCAACUCUGCAGGAAUUAGCUGAUUUACAAUCUCAAUUAGGUGAACUUCAAUCAGAUAAUGAACGGUUAGCUGAAGAAAAAGAUGUCCUUUUCCAGUCAUUGUGUAGGCAAACAGAAAAACUAGAAGAUUCACGUAAUCAAAUUGGCACAUUACAAGAGUUAUUGUUACGUGAAUCUAAUCCAGCUGAAGUUGGUACAACUGAAAGAGAACAAAAACUUUUGGAUUUAUUAAAAAAUGCUCAAGAGGAACGUGAAAGUCUUCUUAUAAAACAAGAGGAAUUAAAUUCAGAAUUAAAUGAAUUACGUUCCUCAAUUGAAAAACAAACCAAUGAAAAUGGACGUUUAAGAGAAAGAAUUUGUCUCUUAGAUUCAACAGUUGAUGCUGCUACUGCUGAACGCAAACAAAUAGAAUCACAAUUAAUUCAAGCCAAAGAAGAUUCAGCUGAAAAACAAAUAGAAAUAAGUCGUCUAUCAACAUUGCUAGAUAAUGCGAGAGCAAAAAUUGACGAAUUAGAACAAGAUCGUGCAAUGGGUGAUAAAUCAGAUUUAGGUGAACUACUGGAUGCUGCCAGAAGGGAAAAAGAUCUAUUAGAGGCUCAAGUUGCUUCUUUACAAGAACAACUUUCAAAAUGCCAGUGCGAGAUUCAAAAACUAAAGGAUCAGUUAGCUGGUAUUACUGAAGAAUGUAAAGUGGCACGAAAUAAUGCUAAAUGUGCACUAUCCGAUUUAGAAUAUAAGUAUGAGACAUUAAAAGAGGAGAAAGAUCAAUUAUGUAAAGAUUAUCAAAGCUUACAGGAUAGUACAAAUGAGCUUCAGGUGCAAUGUAAAUGCCACUUAGAAGAUAAAACUCAACUUGAAAGUCUUUUAUCAGAAACACAAAGACAUUUAGGAGAAGCUGAGCGCAUGUUAGCUGAAAAAGAAGAACAAAUUCAAGAAGAAAUUAGGAAACGAGAACAAGAGGCUGAAGAAUGGGGUCAAUUCCAAUCUGACUUAUUAAUGACUGUAAGGGUAGCAAAUGAUUUUAAGACUGAAGCUCAAAUAGCAAGAGAACAACUUGUUAUGGAUAAUAAGACGUUAAGGGAGAAAAUACGUGGUUUAGAACAACAAAUUGAAAAAUUAAACAAACGUAUGGAUUUAGAUUGCACGCAUAAUGGGAAUGCUACUAGUAACGCACAGCCCAAUAACAAUAACGUUAAUGCACAGCUUUUAAAUUUAACUAACACCAAUAACAUACUUCAUGUACAAAAUCAGAAUGAGUUCUUAAAUCAAGUUGAAAAAUUACGCCGCGAAAUAAAUUCUUUUGGAUCUCAACGUAAAGCCUCAAUACCAAUUAAUUUGGAAAGUCGAUUUCGGUAUUCUUUACCAAUAAAUCAACAAUAUUUAUUAUCAAAUGUUGAAAAAAAUCCAAAAGUGCAUUUCUCUGAGCCUAAAAAACCAUUAACAAAAAUAAAAGAUCGUACAACACUAUUGUCACCAACAGAUCCACAUGGUAUUUCACCAGAAGAAGAUGAAACAACAAUAAAUCAUGAUCCAGGUUUAUUAACACCUGAAAGCCAACCAAAAUCUAUUUUGAGAAAUAGCAAUGAAAAUUUAGAACAUGGUUCUUCGAUAUUUUCAUUUACACAAAGCACUUUAGAUUUAGCAUCUCCGUCAAUUGAACAAGAUGGUUUUAUCAAACCUGUUUUUAUAUGCCGUAGUACUGAUGAUUUAAUUGUUCAAGAUAUUGAUGGUAUACAAAGAUGUAAAGAAAAGAAUUCAAAAUACAAAUUUCGACAGCAUAGAUCUCAUGAAAAUUUAAUAGAUGAUGAAAAUUCUAUUGAACAAAAAUGUGUCUCAAAUGCUGAAAAUAUCAAAAAGAAACCGCAACCUUUACCAAGAUUAAAUAGUUUACCAUCUGCUGAAGAUGUUGGAGUAUGUAAUGAAACCUUUGUAAAUAAAGUAGUUUUUAUUCUAAAUAAAGAAACAAAUGAGUUUGUAUUGGAAAAAAAUAAGGAUAAUAUGACAACAACAGCAGAAGAAGAUUCUAUUAGAAAUGAAAAUAAUGAUAUAUUAUCAAUUACAAAAAAUAUUUUUGGAAAAAAUUCAGAGAAAAUUCAACAAGAAGACGAAAAUAAAAUUAGAAACAGCUUAGAAUCAAAAAAGAAUAUACCAAAUUUUAAUUUUGGUAAAAAAUUGUAUGAAAACAAAAUGCAGUCCAAGGUAACGACAUCUGUUGAACAAGCAGCACAACAAUCGUUAUUAACUACAGUUCAACAAGAGAUGGCAGCACGACGGCAAAAAGUUGGUAUUUCACGUCAAGAUUCAAGAUUAUCAGUAAAAAGCUUAAUUGAGAGUAUAGAAAAUGUGAAUAAACAAACCAAAUCUAGUAAUAAUUUGACAACAGUAACUGUUACUGCUGAUUCAAAAUGUAGUUCAUCAUCUAGUUUAAAUAGUAUACCAACGGAUGGUCUUAAUGGUGGUACCAAUUGUGGUAAUAUCGUUGGUGGUACAGGUAGUUUAACAAAUAAUACAACAAUUGUACAAUUUAGUACGAAUAAUCAAAAUGGUAGCAAUCGAAAUUCAGAUUGGAGUGAGAAUAUUCAUGCUCCUGUCGUUACCGGUAUAACAGCAAAAAGUCCAUUAAGAGAACAACAACAAACUGCUGGUACCAAUAUUAAUAUCACAUUAAAUGGUGGCCAAAAAAGUAUAAUUUCAGAUUUUACAAAAUCGAAAUCAAAUGGCCUAUUAUUAUUCAACAAUAGUAGUAGUAACAAUAACAACAAUAAUACAAAUUUCAAUCAUAAUAAUAAUAAUAAUUCAAAUUCAGCAAUUAAUUAUAAUCAUACAAAUAAUAAUAAUUAUAAUAGUAAUUAUACGACGAAUACAAAUUUAAAUAAUAGUAAUAAUUACAAUAAUAACAAUAACUAUCAUGGACGUUUCAUAAAGCAAUCAAAUAAUGAUGAAUCGUCUUGUGUUGUUGUUUCAUCGAUAUUUGGUCAUAAAACAAUGGAUUCAUUUGUAAGAAGAAAUAGUUCCUCUGGAGAUUUAUGUGAAAGAAAAGAUCCUUUAAAUGCUUUAGUUAAAAAUGGUGGUUCAAAACGUAAUGCCUUAUUAAAAUGGUGUCAAAAUAAAACAGUUGGCUAUCGAAAUAUUGAUAUCACAAAUUUUAGUUCAUCAUGGAAUGAUGGUUUAGCAUUUUGUGCAAUUUUACAUUCAUAUUUACCAGAUAAAGUCCCAUAUGAUACAUUGGGACCAAAUAAUAAAAGAAGAAAUUUUUCAUUAGCAUUUUCAGCAGCUGAAAGUGUUGGAAUUCCUACAACAUUGAAUAUUAAUGAAAUGUGCCAGCAAGAACGACCUGAUUGGACUCAAGUGAUGGCCUAUGUUACAGCCAUUUAUAAGCAUUUUGAGGCGUAAAAAUAAAUUAUUUUAUUAUAUUUGUUUUAGGCCUAAUUUUUUUCUUUUUAAGUUGUAUGUUGUAAUUAGAACAAAAAAAAAAAAAAUCUCAAUAUGUUACUAUAAAAAUAUUCGUAUUAUUUGUUUUUCAAAUAAACAAUUACCUAAGAAAAAUUUGUAAUUUAAUAAUUUUCUUUUCAUUUCAUUUCAUUUUUAAAAAUCGAAGUUUUUUUUUUUUUUUUAAGUCUUUUGAUUUUAUUUUCAUUUGGUUGUUAAUUUUAUAUAAAAUAAUUUAUUAAUCACAAAAUUUUUACACAUGCAUCAUAUUAUAACAUAUUAUGUUUUUUGAAUUUGUAUAAUUGAACGAAAAUUAUUUUUCAAAUAAAAAAGAAAAUUUUAUAAUUAUUUUAAUUGUAAAAAUUAAUUUUUUUGUCUUUUUCUUACGGUUUGAAUUUUCAAAACUAGAGAAGAAUAAGGUUAGCUUAAAUUUAAAA
This is a messenger RNA of Condylostylus longicornis, 6761 nucleotides long. Its product is annotated as cytospin-A-like. Gene Ontology annotation, biological process: actin cytoskeleton organization. The transcript has 15 exons. Gene Ontology annotation, cellular component: filamentous actin; microtubule organizing center. Lineage: Eukaryota; Metazoa; Arthropoda; Insecta; Diptera; Dolichopodidae. The record is from RefSeq and is a predicted model, not a curated record. Gene Ontology annotation, molecular function: protein binding. Bases 1897 to 6288 code for a protein of 1463 amino acids.